AUGGCUAUAAUCAAAAGAGGUGCUAGAAACAAGACGGUGGCCGAGCCUACUAAGAGAUCUGGCCAGAUCAAGAAGGCCACUUUUGAGUCCGGCAAGAAGAAAGAGGUUGGUGUUUCGGAUUUGACAUUACUUUCGAAAAUAUCAGAUGAGUCUAUCAACGAGAACUUGAAAAAGAGAUUUUUGAACGGUACCAUUUACACCUAUAUCGGACAUGUAUUGAUCAGUGUCAAUCCGUUCCGUGAUUUGGGAAUCUACACGGACAGCGUGCUUCGUAGCUACAUGGGCAAAAACAGAUUAGAAGUUCCACCACACGUUUUUGGUAUUGCGGAAUCCAUGUACUACAACUUGAAGGCAUAUAACGAAAACCAAUGCGUUAUCAUUUCAGGAGAAUCCGGAGCAGGCAAGACGGAAGCUGCAAAAAGAAUCAUGCAGUACAUAGCUGCAGCUUCUGAUUCACACUCUGACUCUAUCGGGAAAAUCAAAGAUAUGGUUUUGGCAACCAAUCCUCUAUUGGAGUCCUUCGGAUGUGCGAAAACUUUGCGGAACAACAAUUCCUCGAGGCAUGGCAAGUACUUAGAGAUUAGAUUCAAUGCUCAGUUUGAGCCCUGCGCGGGAAAUAUUACAAAUUAUUUGCUGGAGAAACAAAGAGUUGUUAGCCAGCUCAAGAACGAGAGAAAUUUCCACAUAUUCUACCAGUUUACUAAGGGUGCAUCCGAAAACUACAGACAAACUUUUGGCAUACAGCCACCUGAGCAGUACAUCUACACUUCAGCAUCUGGGUGUACAUCCGUGGAUACAAUUGAUGAUGUUAAAGAUUUUCAGGACACAUUGAAAGCCAUGCAGGUUAUAGGAAUCACUCAGCAAGAACAGGAUGAGGUUUUCAGAUUUUUGUCCGCUAUUCUUUGGAUCGGAAACAUUUCGUUUGAAGAAAACGAAGAGGGCAAUGCAAAAGUGCGUGACACAUCGGUUACAAAUUUUGUAGCCUAUUUGCUGCAAGUUGAUUCACAGCUGCUGUGUCAGUCUCUAGUCGAGAGAGUUUUGGAAACCAAUCAUGGUAUGAAAAGAGGAUCCGUGUACCAUGUCCCACUGAACAUCGUACAAGCCACUGCUGUCAAAGACGCUCUAGCAAAAGCUAUUUACAAUAAUCUUUUCGACUGGGUUGUUGAGAGAGUUAAUGUAUCACUACAUGCAUUUCCAGGCGCAGACAAAUCGAUUGGUAUUCUGGACAUAUAUGGCUUUGAGAUUUUCGACUUCAACUCAUUCGAACAAAUCUGCAUUAAUUAUGUGAAUGAAAAACUGCAGCAAAUCUUCAUUCAGCUAACUCUCAAAUCCGAGCAAGAAGAGUAUGCUAGAGAGCAAAUCGAGUGGUCCCCGAUCAAAUAUUUUGACAACAGAGUAGUAUGUGACUUGAUCGAAGCUAAGAGGCCUCCAGGCAUCAUCGCAGCAAUGAAUGACUCAGUUGCCACAGCGCACGCUGAUUCUGAUGCUGCAGAUCAAGCUUUUGCGCAAAGACUUAAUCUGUUUAACAGCAAUGCUCAUUUCGAUCUUAGAGGUUCGAAAUUUGUCAUCAAGCACUAUGCUGGUGAUGUGACCUAUGAUGUUUACGGAAUGACUGACAAGAAUAAAGAUCAAUUGCAAAAAGACUUGGUAGAAUUAAUUGAGACAACGAGUAAUUCAUUCCUGUCCGCCAUUUUCCCUGUGCUCGUAGAUCAUGGGUCGAAAAAAAGGCCGCCUUCUGCGGGUGAUAAAAUUAUCAAGAGCGCAAACGAACUGGUAGACACAUUAUCGAAAGCUCAACCAUCUUAUAUCAGAACUAUCAAACCCAAUCAGACAAAAUCUUCCAGUGACUUCAAUGAUGCACAAGUUCUUCAUCAAGUGAAGUACCUUGGUCUCCAAGAGAAUGUGCGUAUCAGAAGGGCUGGUUUUGCCUACAGACAAACGUUUGAUAAGUUCGUUGAGCGGUUCUACUUACUUUCGCCGCAAUGUUCGUACGCUGGUGACUAUACAUGGCAGGGAGACACACUUGAUGCCGUGAAGCUUAUCUUGAAAGAUGCAUCCAUCCCAACGUCGGAGUACCAGCUUGGUGUCAGUAAAGUUUUCAUUAAAACGCCCGAAUCACUCUUCGCACUAGAAAACAUGAGAGACAAAUAUUGGCAUAACAUGGCCGCUAGAAUUCAAAGGGCGUGGCGUAGGUUUUUACUAAGAAGGAUCGAUGCAGCCAGCAGAAUUCAACGUGCUAUCAGGGAGAAGAAAGGCGGAAAUGAGUUUGAAAAGCUCAGAGAUUACGGAACCAAAUUGCUGGCGAAUAGGAAAGAGAGGAGAAGCAUGUCCCUCUUGGGCUAUAGGGCGUAUCUGGGAGAUUAUUUAUCUUGCAACGAGCCAAAGUCGAAAGGAUCCUACAUCAAAAGACAGGCAGGAAUCACUGACAAAGUGGUAUUUUCCAUCAAUGGUGAAUCGCUACACUCAAAGUUUGGACGGUCAGCAUUGAGAUUAAGGAAAACCAUAAUACUCACUCGUUCAACUCUUUUCGUCAUUGGUCAAACCGCUGUUCAAAAUCAGAUCACUUACACUGUUGACAAUAAGGUUGACGUCAAUCAAAUCAAGUUUGUGAGUCUUACAAAUUUGCAAGACGAUUGGAUCGGUGUAUUCGUAGCCAACUCAACACAAGCAGAUCCUCUAAUCAACUUGUCGUUCAAAACAGAGCUGAUAACUCAUCUAAAAAAACUUAACAACAAAAUCGAGGUCAAAGUCGGUCCUACGUUGGAAUAUCAGAAGAAGCCUGGUAAAGUACAUCUCGUUAAAUGCCAGAUUAGUGAGUCUGCUCCCAAAUAUGGUGAUUUUUACAAAUCUAGUACAAUCUCUGUUCGCAGAGGCCAUCCUGCAAAUUCAAAAUCAAAGCCUAAACCUAGAAAGGCGGCUACAACUACUGACCAAGGUGGCUACGUGGCUCCUCAAAGAGUUCAUCAACCCCAGCCUGUAUCUCAAAUGAGCACUGUGAGAAAAGCUCCAGUUAAACCGCCGGCUCCGCAGAUAAGACAGAAGAAAGUACCCCCAGCUCCUCCCGCGAAAAAGCAGAUUCCUGCCAGCACCAUGUCAAACGCGACGGCGAAGAUCGCCACAUCUGCUGCACAGGCUGUUUAUCACCCACAACAGACGGCAGAAGUGGGGAACUCUGCUCAAACAAACUAUCAGCCAAACUCAGGUAGUGCACAGAAUGGCUCUGUUCGCCACAAUACUGAAAGAACAGCUGCAACAUCUUAUAGCGAGCCGGUCAAAAAGUCACACGUUCCGCCACCCCCACCUCCACCACCACCGGCUGCAAAGCCGUUGAUUCCAAAGUUCGUUGCAGCCUAUGACUUCGUCGGAACAGGAUCUCCUUCGGAAUUACCUUUAAAUCGUGGCGAUGUUGUCUACAUCUCUAAACAAGAGCCUAGCGGCUGGUCGCUAGCCAAGACACUCGAUGGCUCUAGGGAGGGCUGGGUACCAACUGCUUACAUGGCCGAGCAUAACGAGGCUGCACCAGCUUCUAGGCAACCGAUGGAUACGUCGUCCUCGAGUGUAACAAAUAUCGCCACUGUUGCAUCGGCUACCGUUGCAGGGUCAAAUACAGCUUCAGCAGCGAUAUCCGCUGAUUCGUCUGCUAAUGUUUCGGCUGACGCUUUGACGUCUGCUCUUGCAGCGCGUGCUGACAAAAUGCGGCUGGAGAGCGAUGAUGAAGAUGAUCAGGCUUCUGAAGAUGACUGGUGA
Molecule: messenger RNA, 3747 nt
Organism: Lachancea lanzarotensis
Lineage: Eukaryota; Fungi; Ascomycota; Saccharomycetes; Saccharomycetales; Saccharomycetaceae
Product: LALA0S08e05754g1_1
Exons: 1
Coding region: 1-3747 (1248 amino acids)
Biological process (GO): endocytosis; vesicle transport along actin filament; actin filament organization
Cellular component (GO): vesicle; actin cortical patch; plasma membrane
Molecular function (GO): ATP binding; actin filament binding; microfilament motor activity
Source: RefSeq, a predicted model, not a curated record